Paecilomyces variotii is the source of this 2203-nucleotide messenger RNA. Its product is annotated as transmembrane amino acid transporter protein-domain-containing protein. Gene Ontology annotation, biological process: amino acid transmembrane transport. The transcript is spliced from 5 exons. Gene Ontology annotation, molecular function: amino acid transmembrane transporter activity. The coding region runs from base 218 to 1765 and encodes 515 amino acids. Lineage: Eukaryota; Fungi; Ascomycota; Eurotiomycetes; Eurotiales; Thermoascaceae. The record is from RefSeq and is a predicted model, not a curated record. Gene Ontology annotation, cellular component: vacuolar membrane.
CUUGAUAAAGACGCCUGUCGUGUCUCAACUCGCCCAGAGCUGGUCGUUUUCUUUAUCGGGGACUCCCUUUCCUGAUAUGUUGAAUAUCUCCUCGCGUCGUCGGUCUAGAUAAACGCCGUAUAAUACGAAGGUGGCACAUGUGUCCGAGGGUCUUCACAAUUGAAUUUCUCUCUCUGCCGGUCGCUCUCCUACAAAAGGAGACGGUUCGUUCAGUGAAAUGGCGAUGAAUCACGACUCCUGGGACUAUGUCGCCCGCAGGAACAGUCACGGAUCUCAGUCGCCUUCCGAGAAGAGUGGACAUGAGGUUCCCAAACUGAAAGACGGUUACGAUCUCGAGGACCAAAGUUCAGAACGGAGGAACAGUCGCAUUGCGCCCAUCCACUCGAAUACCUCCGUCGAUAGGCUCAGUGUGAGUCGACAGGUCGAGCUGGAAGCGGAGAAUGCGAUCAAGUACCGAACAUGCAGUUGGCAAAAGACCGCCGCAUUGCUCUUUUCGGAGUAUAUCUGCCUGGCCAUCAUGUCAUUUCCGUGGUCGUAUUCGAUCCUGGGGCUCGUCCCGGGCUUGAUCUUGACUGUCGUGGUGGCCGCUCUAGUGCUCUAUACCUCACUUAUCGUCUGGCAAUUCUGCCUACGCCAUCCAGAAGUCCGUGAUGUUUGUGAUAUUGGCCAGUAUUUGUUCUGGGACUCCAGGAUCGCAUGGUGGGUGACGGCCAUCAUGUUCCUGUUGAACAACACCUUCAUUCAGGGUCUCCACUGCUUGGUGGGUGCGAAGUAUCUCAACACGAUGACGGGCGGUGGAACUUGCACCAUCGUUUGGACUGUCGUGGCCGCAGUGAUCUCUUGGGUUUUUUCAUUGCCUCGAACGUUCGAUACACUGUCGAAAGCUGCCACUCUCUCCGCCUUCUUCACCUUCAUCUCGGUACUCCUCGCCACUAUCUUCGCAGCGAUCGAGCCCCAUCCCGCGGGAUUUGAUCCGAAUCCCAAUGCCGCUGUUGGUGGAAACCCCAUUGUAACGGCUAUCCCUAUCGCCGGAACGACCUUCGUGUCAGGCAUGAGCGCAUUCCUGAAUAUCAGCUAUACAUUCAUCGGUCAGAUCACACUGCCCAGUUUCAUCGCGGAGAUGAAGGAGCCCAAGGACUUCUGGAAAGCGGUCACUGCCGUCACAGUCGCCGAAGUGAUUGUGUUCAGCAUAGUAGGAGCGGUUGUCUACGCCUAUACUGGAAACCAGUAUAUGACCUCUCCGGCGUUCGGCUCGCUGGGUGAACAAGUCUACAAAAAGGUGUCUUUUUCGUUCAUGAUUCCGACGUUGAUCUUUUUGGGAGUACUGUACGCCUCAGUCUCUGCUCGCUUCAUCUUCUUCCGAAUUUUCGAAGGAACACGCCACAAGAGCAACCAUACAGUUGUGGGCUGGGCUUCCUGGGCUGGCAUCCUAGCGGUUCUCUGGAUCGCGGCGUGGAUCAUCGCUGAGGUUAUCCCCUUCUUCUCCGAUCUUCUGUCCAUCAUGAGUUCACUUUUCGACUCCUUCUUUGGGUUUAUCUUCUGGGGUGUCGCAUACCUGCGGAUGCGACGUGCGGACUAUGGCCCUGGUUUCUAUAGGAAACGGGGUAUCCGUGGUUCGAUUGGGUUCAUUGUUAAUAUCCUCAUCAUCCUGGCCGGUCUUUUCUUCCUCGGCCCUGGCACCUACGCCUCCGUUGACAGUGUUGUCCUGAGCUACGAAGCUGGCACCGUCGGCAGCGCUUUCUCCUGCGCUAACAAUGGUCUGUAGGCUAUACAUUCCAUCCUGUUGCCAAUAGUAGCAGUUGCAUCGCAUUUUGCACAAUAGGGGUCUUUUUUUUUAUGUCGGUAUAUUUUUCUUUAUAAAAGUUUUGGGAAAUGGAGAUUCCCCUCUUGGAAGCGUUGAAACAUAUAUACCCUCACAAGACGGCUAUCUGCACCGGGCUUCUUGUGCCUUGUGGCCAUUGAUUCUCCGUGGGGCACUUGCCACUCAAUCAAGCAUGAUAAUGUUCUGGCUCUUCCAUAGAAGUAUAUACCGUCGUGCAGCUUCACUUAGCCGCAGUACUAGCCUAUACCCACUGCGCUUGUACUCUUAGCUGGCGGCGCCCCCAUCUUGCUAGCAAAGAGUAUUCCGGAGUGGAUCAGCGGAGAACCGUAUCACCACGUGACUUUUCCGUUAUCGCCGGCAAGUUGCCCGCCUCCGCAUCUU